AUGGCUCCGAAUUUGAGGAAGAAUGCGGAGGAGGAUUUUGUAUGGAUCUAUGGCACGUUUAAAGUAUAUUUCAAAUACUUGCAGAAAUCAAAUCGAUUUUGUUACAGAAAAAGGAGAAGGCCUUCGAGUUCCAUCCGAAGCUCCAAGAUCACAUCGAGGAUUCUUUCCAGAAGGGUCAAAAAUCUUGCAGAAUGCACGUGUUCGGCGACCUUUGGACCUUGGAGUUCACCCGAAUGAUAAAGAAACGUGAAAAUCUUCCGGACGAAAAGAUUAAGUGGGUUCAAUUUUCCAUUAAUAUUCUUGAUCUUCGCUUCAGAAGAGUUCUUCGUGCCGAGUUCAAUCAGCACGGUGUGCAAGGUGUUUCUGGCGCUGCCUACGGUUUGUGUACGUGUCUCUAUAUGUUUCUGAAAUUCCGUUCAGAAAAGAAGGCCGCAUUCGUACACACCGAUCCCACAUGCCACAUCUGCCUGUACAAAGUGCUCAUCCCAACCAAAGUAGAAUCUUGCGGACAUACAUUCUGUUUUAUGUGUUUAAAGAGUGAGAUAUCGAUUGUUGUUCCGUUUAGCAACUGUUUCUUUUCAGGCAAUGUCAUGGCCGGAAUGGAGUGCCCCACUUGCAGAGCGCACAUUCCGCCAUCUCUCUUCCAGUCGCCGAUCCGCAACGACUUGGACAUUCACAUGGAAUGUCCGGAAGAGUACAUCGAAGACGUCACGGCCAUGUUCAAUACACGAGGUCUUCCGUAGUUCAGACGCGUUGUAAACAGCGUAACGAACUUUUCAGGAGAGGUUCAAGCUGAGCCGUUGCGCCGUUCCCGUCGAUCUUCUCGUAUCAAGUAUUAUUGGAUUUACGAAGACGUACGUCGAUGAUUAACGUUUUUCUGAACUAGACGAUCACUUUGCUGUGUUUACAGAAGGAGCAGAACGGAUGGUUCCGUUUCGAUCCACGAAAUGAACGCUUUAUCGAAGAGAGUUUCAUUCGCAAGAAGGAGAAGUGCCGCGUUAGUGAAAGAGACUAAGGAACUUGAGCAAUUUUUCUGUUUCAGCUCUUCAUCGCCGGUUGCUGGGUUACGAUUUUCUUUGAAGAAAUGCUCCAAGAGCGCACCAAGCGCGGAAUUACUCACAGGAGAAAGAUAAAGUGAGCAGGAAACACAAACAAUUUGAUAUAGUAUGUUUUCAGAAGAGUCAAGGCUACCGAUCUGGACAAGUACUCCGUCAGAGGUAUUGCGGGUAUUUACGGUUACGUGAGAGCGAUCAAAUGA
Caenorhabditis sp. 36 PRJEB53466 is the source of this 1258-nucleotide messenger RNA. The record is from the annotation of a GenBank genome assembly. NCBI's taxonomy places the organism in Eukaryota, Metazoa, Nematoda, Chromadorea, Rhabditida, Rhabditidae.